AACACAGCGUCUGUGUUCCUCAUCAUGCCAGACCCAAAGCCAUAUUUCACGACCGUGGCGGUCCUGCUGAUCCUGGUAGCCAAGACCACAGGUGCCCUGUUCAGGUUCCGAAGUAGCCAGAAGCGAGAGCCAUGGAUUUCAUGUGAGCUUUACCAGGGGAUAUGCAGAAAUGCCUGCCAGAAAUAUGAGAUCCAAUACUUAACCUGCCUAAAGAACAGGAAAUGCUGCCUCAAAUAUCCUAUGAAGAUUACCAGUUUCUAACUCUGCGAGGGAUCCUGGCUUGCCCACCACAAAUGCUUCAAGCUACUCUCAGAUUGGAAUGUCACCAGCAUUGUCCCUUCUUGUAGUAAUUUACCCCACAUUCUGGAAUGUUCUCCUCAUAAAAAUUCACUCCU
Grammomys surdaster is the source of this 395-nucleotide messenger RNA. RefSeq names its product defensin beta 116 (gene Defb116). The record is from RefSeq and is a predicted model, not a curated record. Bases 25 to 261 code for a protein of 78 amino acids. Gene Ontology annotation, biological process: innate immune response. Lineage: Eukaryota; Metazoa; Chordata; Mammalia; Rodentia; Muridae. Gene Ontology annotation, cellular component: extracellular region. The transcript has 2 exons.